CCUCCGCCCUUUCCCUCCGCCCCACACCCACACACUCGCCCACUCACCCCCGCGCCGUCUUUGCUCUGCCUCACCGCGCCGCAGCAGAGCAUGGCGUCCCUACGCCGCCUCCCCGUCGCCGUCCUCCUCGCCGUGGCGGUUCCGCUCCUCUUCCUUUGUCCGGCAGAGGCGGGGACGGUGGGCGUGAACUACGGCCGCGUGGCGAACAACCUGCCGAAUCCGGCGGCGGUGGUGCAGCUGCUGAAGCAGCAGGGCGUCGGGCAGGUGAAGCUGUACGACGCCGACCCCACCGUGCUGCGCGCGCUGGCCAACACCGGAAUCAAGGUGGUGGUUGCGCUGCCCAACGAGCAGCUCGCCGCGGCGGCGUCGCGCGCGUCGUACGCGCUCCUGUGGGUGCGCCGCAACGUGGCGGCCUACUACCCGGCGACGCAGAUCCACGGCAUCGCCGUGGGCAACGAGGUGUUCGCGUCCGCCAAGAACGUCACGGCGCAGCUGGUCCCCGCCAUGACAAACGUGCACGCCGCGCUGGCAAGGCUCGGCCUCGACAACGCCGUCAAGGUGUCGUCGCCCAUCGCGCUCACCGCGCUCGCGUCGUCGUACCCGUCGUCGGCGGGCGCGUUCCGGGAGGACCUCGCGCAGGCCGUCAUGAAGCCCAUGCUCGACUUCCUGGCGCAGACCGGGUCGUACCUCAUGGUGAACGCCUACCCGUUCUUUGCCUACUCCGGCAAUGCCGGCGACAUCUCCCUCGACUACGCGCUGUUCCGCCCCAACGCCGGCGUGCUCGAUGCCGGGAACGGCCUCAAGUACUACAGCCUCCUCGACGCCCAGCUCGACGCCGUGUUCGCCGCGGUCAGCAAGCUCGGGAACUACAAUGCCGUACGCGUUGUGGUCUCCGAGACCGGGUGGCCGUCCAAGGGCGACGCCAACGAGGCAGGCGCUUCGGCGGCCAACGCCGCAGCGUACAACGGCAACCUGGCGCGCCGCGUGCUUUCCGGCAACGCUGGCACUCCUCGCCGCCCCGACGCCGACAUCGACGUGUACCUCUUCGCGCUCUUCAACGAGAACCAGAAGCCCGGGCCCACCUCUGAACGCAAUUACGGAGUCUUCUACCCGAACCAGCAGAAGGUGUACGACGUCGACUUCGUCCUCGGUGGCGGCGGCAACCCUUCAGGCGGCGGCAGCCAGGGCAACAAUGGCCUCGGGUGGCAGGAGAACGGCGGGCCGAGCAGCGGCAGCGGCAGCACCAGCACCAGCGGCAAUCCGCCGAGCGGGGUGAAGGUCACGACCGGGGAGGCGUGGUGCGUGGCGAAUGCGAUCGUCGGGGAGCAGCGGCUGCAGGCGGCGCUGGACUACGCGUGCGGCCCCGGCGGCGCGGACUGCAAGGCCAUCCAGCCCGGCGCGGCGUGCUUCGAGCCCAACACCAUGGUCGCGCACGCCUCCUACGCCUUCAACGACUACUACCAGCGCAAGGGCCGUUCCAUCGGGACCUGCGACUUCGCCGGCGCCGCCUACGUCGUCAACCAGGCACCAAAGAUGGGCAAGUGCGACCUCCCAUCGACGGUCUGAACUGAAGCAACAGUGGCGAGGACUGCUGUAACGCCAAGCGGCCAUCUCGAGGAACAAAAGAAUCGAUGGCAGCAGCAGCUCAUCAGUCGAGAGGAUGCCGGAAUCUUUGCACCCUUUCAGCCUUUCUUUACGCUGCUGCUGUGCAGCCUUGACUCCUGCUGCAGCGACGCAGCGUACACUCCGUAGAACGAACAUCACUGUAGCUGUACGCCUUCUUUUUGCAGCUUUGGCUAAUGGUGGAUAUCUUUGUUUAGUACCCCAGUCCAUGUAACUAGUACUCCUACUACUAUCACUGCUAGCGUGCUAGUGCUACUAUUAUAAUCUGAUCAGUAUAGAUUAAUUAAUUAAUGGGUUUAGCCUUUGUGCCCAUGUGCCCCA
Molecule: messenger RNA, 1944 nt
Organism: Sorghum bicolor (sorghum)
Lineage: Eukaryota; Viridiplantae; Streptophyta; Magnoliopsida; Poales; Poaceae
Product: glucan endo-1,3-beta-glucosidase 12
Exons: 3
Coding region: 91-1566 (491 amino acids)
Biological process (GO): carbohydrate metabolic process
Cellular component (GO): plasma membrane
Molecular function (GO): hydrolase activity, hydrolyzing O-glycosyl compounds
Source: RefSeq, a predicted model, not a curated record